Messenger RNA from Prunus dulcis (almond), 2786 nucleotides. RefSeq names its product mechanosensitive ion channel protein 10-like. Lineage: Eukaryota; Viridiplantae; Streptophyta; Magnoliopsida; Rosales; Rosaceae. Gene Ontology annotation, molecular function: mechanosensitive monoatomic ion channel activity. The record is from RefSeq and is a predicted model, not a curated record. Gene Ontology annotation, cellular component: plasma membrane. The transcript is spliced from 7 exons. The coding region runs from base 263 to 2548 and encodes 761 amino acids. Gene Ontology annotation, biological process: monoatomic anion transport; transmembrane transport; detection of mechanical stimulus.
UCCUCUAACAUUUGAAUCCUCUGCAUCUUUCUGUCCCUGACUUCUGCAGCCAUUCUUUCCUCCUCUGCUCGUUCACUUUCUCACUCUGGUCUAAGCUCCAAGAGCAUCACCACAGUCUUCUUCUUUUCAAGUUUUGCAAGCAUCAUCACCAAAUCUCUAAUAGCAAGUGGCCUUCCAGCUUUUCCUUGGUGGGUUCUUCGUGGACAGCACCGGGUUUUAUAGCCACAGAGAAGAGAAAGUUUUAAAAGUUGGCGAAGUAAGCAUGUCGGAGAAGCAUUCUGCCAAUGGAGGUGAAGUUGUAUUGGAAGUUCGAACCGAAGUUAGCAAUGGAGCAAAAGGGUCUUCUUCAAAAGGCUCGGAAUCUUCUGCCCCCAAGCCAAGCAAAGUGGGCUCACCCGCCAAAGAGUCCACUGAGUCCAGCACUGGGGUUUCUAAGUCAGUCCCAGUGAGCUUCCCUUCCCCUGAAAUUUCAAGAUCCAGUCCCGGUAAGCCUCCCAAGAUCCCCACCGCAAAUGAGACCCUCACUAAGAGAAAGUCAUUCACUAGGUUAGUUUCCAAAGCCAAGUCAAGGUUUGGUGAACAAUCAGUACCCAUUGAUUCCAAUAUGUUUGAAGAGAGUGGUUUAGAUCAAGUUGGUGCAAAUUCUCCCUAUUCCCCAUAUAGGGGUUCAUUCAAUAGGGCUUCCCCGGGGAUUAGGACUGUUUCAAUCUCUUCGAGGGUACCAGUGAUGCCGUCUCCGGGCAGGGUCAAAGAGCAGGAGGAUGAAGAGAUUUACAAGAAGGUGAAAUUGAGUAGAGAUAAGCAUAGGAAAGUGAAGACUAAGGUCUUGUUCGAGUGGGUUGUUUUUCUGGGCAUUCUGGCUUGUUUAGUGUCUAGCUUGACUGUUGAGAAAUUAGAGAAUUUUAACAUGUGGGGGUUGGAGGUAUGGAAAUGGUGUGUGCUUGUGAUGGUGAUAUUCUGUGGCAUGUUGGUUACAAACUGGUUUAUGCAUUUCGUAGUGUUUGUCAUUGAGAGGAACUUUUUGCUUAGGAAGAAGGUGUUGUAUUUUGUUCAUGGAAUGAAGAAGAGUGUUCAGGUUUUCAUUUGGUUGGCUUUGGUUCUUCUCACAUGGCUACUGGUGUUCAAUGGUGGCAAGGUCGAGCGAUCAGAGACUUCCACCAAGAUUUUGAAUUACGUCACAUGGACUCUUGUUUCCGUUCUUAUUGGGGCAUUUUUGUGGUUGUUAAAGACUUUGUUACUUAAGAUCUUAGCAUCUAGUUUCCAUGUGAACACCUUUUUUGAUAGAAUCCAAGAAUCAAUCUUCCAUCAGUAUGUUCUUCAGACACUUUCAGGGCCUGCACUUAUAGAGGAGGCUGAGAGGGUUGGGAGAUCACCGAGCACUGGGCAACUGAGUUUCAGGACGACAAAGAAGGCUAAAGCUGGGAAGGAGAAAGAAGUGAUUGAUAUGGGAAAGCUUCAGAAGAUGAAGCAAGAGAAGGUUUCAGCUUGGACCAUGAAGGUAUUGGUGGAUGCAGUUUCUACUUCAGGGCUGUCCACUAUCUCCCAUACAUUGGAUGAGAUGGAACAUGGAGGGGUUGGACAGACAGAUAAGGAGAUUACCAAUGAGAUGGAAGCAACUGCCGCUGCCUAUCACAUUUUUUUGAACGUUGCGCCAGCUGGUUCCAAGUACAUAGAGGAGGAGGACCUCAUGAGGUUCAUGAUUAAGGAAGAGGUGGAUCUUGUGUUUCCGCUGUUUGAAGGAGCAGACACCGGACGUAUUGACAGAAAAGCUCUAACAGAUUGGGUGGUGAAGGUCUACAAUGGUCGCAAAGCAUUAGCUCAUUCUUUAAAUGACACCAAAACAGCUGUAAGGCAAUUGAACAAACUUGUGACUGGUAUCCUGGUUGUUAUUACCGUUGUAGUGUGGCUUCUAUUGAUGGAAAUUGCAACCACAAAAGUGCUUGUGUUCCUCUCAUCACAGCUCGUAGUGGCAGCUUUUAUGUUUGGAAACACUUGCAAGACAAUAUUUGAGGCUAUCAUUUUUGUAUUUGUAAUGCAUCCAUUUGAUGUUGGUGACCGCUGUGUUGUUGAUGGCGUUCCGUUGAUGGUUGAGGAGAUGAACAUCUUAAACACAGUCUUCUUGAAACUCAAUAAUGAGAAGAUUUACUAUCCAAAUUCCGUUUUAUCCAUGAAACCCAUCAGCAAUUAUUACAGAAGUCCAGAUAUGGGCGAUAUUGUGGAAUUCUCGAUUGCUUUUAUGACCUCGGUGGAGAAGAUAGGCUUGUUGAAAGAGAAAAUAAAGAAGCAUUUGGAGAGGAACUCGCAACAUUGGCAUCCUAACCACAAUCUGGUGGUGAUUGAAAUUGAAAAUCUGAAUAAGUUAAAGAUGGGUCUCUAUGUGAAUCACACUAUGAACUUUCAGGAAUUUGGAGAAAAGAAUAAGCGGCGAACUGAACUAGUCAUCGAGUUGAAGAAAAUAUUAGAAGAGCUAAACAUCACAUACAAUCUGCUGCCCCAAGAAGUUCAUAUAACUCAAACUAAAAUAGAUGCAGCUCUUGCCAGCAAAUGAUUUACUGCGGGGUAAAAAGAAGACCUCUUGAUGAUUUUACUUCUUUUCAUUUAGUUAGUAGAAUUUUGGAGGUGGAACCACCAUUUUUAGCAGACAGAUGAGAUUACUGCUGUGGAUUAGAUAAGGAAUGAAUAUGAUAUGAAAUGUUGUUUAGUUUCUAUUUUUCUUCUCUCUGUACUUUUUUGGUGGUGAAUGGUGACUUUAGACUUAUUAAUUUGAAGAAGGCAGUAUAUUUUAA